This is a messenger RNA of Coffea eugenioides, 1233 nucleotides long. RefSeq names its product nuclear speckle splicing regulatory protein 1-like. Gene Ontology annotation, biological process: regulation of alternative mRNA splicing, via spliceosome. NCBI's taxonomy places the organism in Eukaryota, Viridiplantae, Streptophyta, Magnoliopsida, Gentianales, Rubiaceae. Bases 142 to 1044 code for a protein of 300 amino acids. The transcript has 4 exons. The record is from RefSeq and is a predicted model, not a curated record.
CUUCAUCACUGACACCAGCCUCAGCUUUCGCGCUCCCCAAUUGUCGCCGGACAGGGCCGUAAUUUCCCAAUUAAAAACCCUCGAAUUCUUCCAUAGCUAUUGGAAACAAAAUUAGCUACAAUUAAUUACGAAGGCCGAAUAAUGGAGAAAAAAUACGGAUUGCAACUUCGGGUGAAACCCUCGCAACAAAAGAAACUUCCUCCUAGACCUCCUCUUCCCAAGUCCCUCGGCUUUCGCGACGACGACGACGACGAUAACCGCGUUGAAGCUGAAAUUUCGCGGCAAGCCUACAAAAACAAGUCUCUUAGAGAUGUUGAGGAGCAGCAUAAGAAGGCAUUGGAAGAGGAUCCCUCGGCGUUUGAUUAUGAUGGAGUUUAUGAUCAAAUGAAGCAUGAAGUUGCUCGUCCUGUUGCCAAUGAUCGGCAGGAAAGGAAGCCUAAGUAUAUUACAACACUAAUGGAAAAGGCAAAACAAAGAGAACGAGAACAUGAGGUAGUUUAUGAGAGAAAACUUGCUAAAGAGAGAAGUCAAGAAGACCACCUCUAUGCAGACAAAGAUAAAUAUGUUACAUCUGCGUAUAAAAAGAAACUUGCGGAGCAGGCUAAAUGGAUGGAGGAAGAGCGUCUCCGGGAACUGCGAGAAGAGAAAGAGGAUGUUACUAAAAAGACAGACUUGACCGACUUCUACUUCAGCCUUGGAAACAAUGUUGCUUUUGGUGGGGGUAAGGCCGAGUUUACAAAGCCCAAGAAGCAGAGUGACGAACCUGUAAACAGAUCACCUGAAGAAGUGCCUCCUUUGCCAAACUCUGAACCUGAGUCAACUAAGGAGAUUAAGAGGCAUGAAAAUGAAAGUCAACGUUCUCCAAGGGAACAGUCUAACGAUGGAGAUGCCAAUCCUUCUUCUGAAGCUUCCGAACAUGAAAAGGCCAAAGAUGAACCAUCAGUAAGUGAACAACCAAGAGAUAACCAUCAUAAAAGAAAUCAGGACGCGUUAACUGCCGCAAAGGAACGGUUUCUGGCUAGAAAAAUGGCAAAGACUAAUUAACCAUAUAUUUAUUUUAGGUAUUCCGGAUGUUUCUGGCAUGAUAGAAGAAGCUCAUUUCCUGUUGAUUCUCUGUAUUCUGGUUCGGUGCAUGUCUCUUACUACACUCUCUUGUUUUUCUCCACUGUAUAAUUCUCUAUGGCUAUUUCUAAUAACUGCGCUGAAAUUACCUUCUUAUUGUCACUUUGUCUC